AUGCCGUUUGGUGAGAUGACGAUUACUCUAGAUGACGUAUCUUGCCUGCUUCACUUGCCCAUCAGGGGAGUCUUCUGGAGCCCUCAAGAUAUCAGUGAAGCGCUUGUUGUUGAGUGGGUUGUUGAUUAUUUAGGAGUGUCACAGAGAGUAGCACAACAACAAGUCCGUGACUGCAGGGGUUCCUACUAUAAGCUGGAGUGGUUAUAUGAUCAGUUCGUAGAGCAUAGAGCUGCAUCUAGAUGGCAUUAUGCCACUAGAGCUUAUUUGCUGAUGUUAGUCGAUUCCACUAUUUUCGCGGACAAGACGUUUACGCUUGUCGAGGCACGAUACCUCUCACCGUUUAUAGACUUGGAUGGCUUAUCAGGAUACAGUUGGGGAGCAACUGCGUUGGUUACUCUUUACAGAUAUCUCGGAGAUGCUUCCAUGUUCAGCUGUAAGCAGCUUGGUGGUUAUCCGACUUUCUUACAGUUCUGGAUUCAUGAGUAUUUUCCAACACUUGGAAAAAAGGAGAGAAUCGGAUACCAGCUAAUAAUGUGGGUCUCCCUCGAGCGAUGA
Lathyrus sativus (Indian pea) is the source of this 555-nucleotide messenger RNA. Lineage: Eukaryota; Viridiplantae; Streptophyta; Magnoliopsida; Fabales; Fabaceae. The record is from the annotation of a GenBank genome assembly.